AUGAGUCCCCUAACAGCUCCGUACAAUGAUUCCAUGCGUAUUGGCUCUGGGUUCAAUUCCUACACCCAGCAGCUACGAGUCAACGAUGCCGUCAUCAAGGAAAAUAAAACUGCCUUGACCGACAAAGACCUCAGGGGCAAUUCGACUGGCAAAGCAGACACAAUCAGCCAACAAGUGACCUUUACUUCGAAGUUUGUCGAGCAUGCCAGCGAUAUUACCGAGGCGUUGAAUAUCAGUGGCGCACUGGAAAUCAAAUACCAGGGAAUGGGAGCAAAGGCUGCAGGAUCCUACCUCGACUCCUCCAAAGUCAAGGAAAGCGACAUCAACUACUUUGUGCAAGUCAAGGUGGUCAACCAGCAGCUUAUCGCCGACGAUGCUACCAAAUUCAACGUCAUUCCCAAUAUCCCCGUCACCAAUCAGAAGCGCUUCACCGAGGUUUACGGGGACAGCUACAUCUCUGGCUUCCUCGAGGGCGGCGAGUUCAAUGCUCUCCUCUCGAUUAAAUUAAAUAACAAGGAGAAUGCCACGAAGGUCAAGGGAGCGCUGUCGGUCGAACUCUCCAAGGCUGGUUUUGGUAUUUCCGGUCAGGCUGAGGGGGACUUUAAUAAGAGUGAAAUUGCCCAGAACUCGGAAACAUCUAUCACGUAUGGUCACUUCGAAUUCAUAUCGAUAUAUACGCUAAUGGGAACUGAUAGGGUGUCUUGGGCUGGAGGGGGUGAUAUCCGCGAUGCCAGGACCAAGUUAGAAGGGUGGACGAUCGACAGCAUGGCCAAAGCUGCCUUUGCCUUUCCGGAUCAAGUCCGCAAGAUUCCGCAGAGAACGCAUGCCGUUAUCACCAAGUAUUCGGCCUUGAGGUCGUAUCAACUCCUGUCAAACAAGGGCAGUCCGCUCGAUUAUGAGAAUGCGGGUGUCUAUACAAACUCUCUUCUGGAGAGCUAUCUCGAUUACAAGGAUAUUUGGAAGGCGAUUGGAAUCCGUAUGCUCUAUUCUUUCAUCUAA
This is a messenger RNA of Aspergillus oryzae RIB40, 999 nucleotides long. RefSeq lists its product as uncharacterized. The coding region runs from base 1 to 999 and encodes 332 amino acids. Lineage: Eukaryota; Fungi; Ascomycota; Eurotiomycetes; Eurotiales; Aspergillaceae. The record is from RefSeq and is a predicted model, not a curated record. The transcript is spliced from 4 exons.